Molecule: messenger RNA, 1004 nt
Organism: Periophthalmus magnuspinnatus
Lineage: Eukaryota; Metazoa; Chordata; Actinopteri; Gobiiformes; Gobiidae
Gene: npbwr2b
Product: neuropeptides B/W receptor 2b
Exons: 1
Coding region: 1-990 (329 amino acids)
Biological process (GO): neuropeptide signaling pathway
Cellular component (GO): membrane; neuron projection
Molecular function (GO): neuropeptide receptor activity; neuropeptide binding
Source: RefSeq, a predicted model, not a curated record
AUGGAGAACAUUUCAAUGCAAGCCAACGCACCUCCUGUGUGCAACGAGUCCAGCUACACUUUAAACUCAACCUGCACCCCUGAAUCCGAAUUAUACUUUUACGCUGAUCUUUAUGUCAUUUUACCGGUCAUUUACUCUGUCAUCUGCGCUGUGGGACUUACCGGAAACACAGCUGUUAUCUACAUGAUCCUGAAAGCUCCCAAGAUGAAGACUGUUACCAAUAUGUUCAUUUUAAACCUAGCUAUCGCAGACGAUUUAUUUACGCUUGUUUUGCCAAUCAACAUUGCUGAGCAUUUGCUCCACUACUGGCCAUUCGGGGAGGUUUUGUGCAAAAUAAUACUUAGCAUUGAUCACUAUAACAUCUUCUCAAGCAUAUAUUUCCUCACUGUUAUGAGUAUAGAUCGCUAUUUGGUUGUCCUGUCCACGGUGAGGUCCAAACGGAUGCCUUAUCGCACUUACCGAGCAGCCAAAAUCAUAUCUUUGUGCGUUUGGGUUCUUGUGAUCCUCAUCGUGAUGCCUUUUACUGUUUUUGCUAGUGUAUACAUCAGCCCAAAUGAUGAUAGAAAAAGCUGCGUGCUUAGCUUCCCCAGUCCCGAAAGCCUGUGGUUCAAAGCUAGCCGAAUUUACACACUAAUUCUGGGAUUCGCUAUUCCCGUUUCAACUAUCUGCAUCUUGUACACCAUGAUGUUAUAUAAGCUGAGGAACAUGCGACUAAAUAGCAAUGCUAAAGCACUAGAUAAGGCUAAGAAGAAAGUUACCAUAAUGGUUUUCAUCGUAUUGGCGGUGUGCCUGUUUUGCUGGACUCCGUUUCAUCUUAGCACCAUCGUAGCACUAACCACGGAUCUGCCAACAACACCACUGCUAAUUGGGAUCUCUUACUUCAUCACAAGCUUAAGCUAUGCUAACUCCUGUCUUAAUCCGUUUCUGUAUGCAUUCCUGGAUGACAGUUUUAGGAAGGCAUUUAAGAAGAUGCUAGAAUGCAACCCUUAAAUUGUGCUAAAGCU